CACCAUAUAAUUCCACAGUUUAAUAUCUGCAUGCAUUUCCCAUCACUUUCAGCUUACCCAUUUUAUUAUAUUAUCACCCUUUUUAUCAGAUAUUAUGUAACUUUAUAAUGUCCUUGUUCAAUACCUGACAGUGCUGUUUAUAGCAGAUACUCAGGCUAUUAAAAUAUGCUGCGUAUGGUACCCCGGUGUUGGCUCGGCCUCAUCUUUACUCAUCUAAAGUAGACCAAGGUUCUUGCCUGACUGACAGAUAGCCCUCUUGAACAGAGAACUUUGCAUCAAUAAAGUUCACCACAGCCCAUUUUUUAAACGUGGAUCUCAGCAAUUCCGCGAGAGAUGGGCAACAGCGCGAGCCAGGUCUAUGACACAUUUGGCUCACGCUGGCGACUUCAAUCAGGCCCUCGAGCGGCACCUGAGAGCCAUGGACUCUUGACAGAUAGCGAAACCGAGAGAGUGCAGUCUCACGGCCAUAAACUACCUGUUAAUCCAGCUGUGACUUAUUGUCGUGCUGAUUGAGCCUGCACUUUGGACCUCUGGCGAGGGUCUGGUCCCACAACGCCGGCCAAGCCGCUCACAGAAGUCAGUGGGAAGAGCUGGAAGAUCCGACACCAUGUCUCUCCACAGUUACGUGCUAGCUGGCACCCUGCUGGCGCUUUCUGUUUGCCAGGCACAGAGUGGUGGCGUGAGGGACACCACAACCACCACGACCAAAGGCAGGCUGCAGCCCUGGCUGGUGGGGCUGGCAGCGGUCGUGGGCUUCCUCGUCUUCGUCUUCAUCGUGCUCAUUGCGAAGAGGCUGCUGUUCGGGAGAGAUGACAGCAGCAGCAGACGCAGCAGCAGAGAAGAAGAUGUGGAGGGUUUUGAAAACAAACUUGAGACCGUCAUAGAAGAGGAGGAAGAUGAUGUCAAACAGACAGUCCUAUGAAGAAAUGACCCAGACAAAACAACCUCAAGACCAACACUGGUGUUACACCGCAAGGAAACAAUUAUGAACUUUUUCACUGUGGGAAUGUGUUUAUUUAAUUUAAUUAAUGUGACACCUGAAGACAUUAUAUUUAGACGUAUUCAUUGUUAUGGUUGAUGAUUUAAUAAACAUACACAAGGCGUAGUGUUGCUAACAGAGAGAGGACUGGCAUAUUGACGUUUUUUAAAUAGCAUAUCUUUACUUCUGUCAGCCACUAGAUGGCGUAAUGUACUCUAUCUAUUCUCAUUUGUGCGCAUUGGCAAAGCAGUUCCUAACACUGCAUCUUGAAUAUUAACAUAUUAUUAAUUAACACAUUAUUAAUAUACGUCCCUAAAAAAGAGGGCAAUAUUUUGUAACUAUAUAAAAAAACUACAACUACCAGAGAAACUUUAUAUUUAACUGUAUAUGUAUAUAUAUAACUACAUAAAAAACUAUAACUACAAAAGGAAUAUCAUAUAAACAAUGUUAUGCAUGUAGUCUGAUUGGGAAAGAUGUUUCACUGCGUAUAAUAAAUACAUCCUCAUUAUGCUUUCCUUAUCCACAGUAUAAAAAAUACAUUAUAAUCAGUGGUAUUGGAUAUUAGCAUGCUUGUAAAAUUACAUUGAAUGACUGAUUGCAAUGAUUGUGAAAGUCCACCGACAACAAAGAAAAUAAACAUAGAAAAGAUUUUCCAUGAUGUGAUGUAUGGUUCACACAACCAUACAGAUGACACUUGGCCCUUGGUGAUGUGGUGUGAGUCAGUGGGCUUUCAAAAGAUGUGGGUUUGUGAACAACGAGUCUUUCAAGACAGGUGGCGUCACAGUGGACUGAACUGGUGGGGCUUGCAUUUUGUGACAUUUCUGAUUUCGGCAUGUAUGUAUGCAAAGAGGGUUACGGUAUGAAGUCGAUUACUCAUUUUGAAUGACAGUUUUGACAGCUUAAAUGCUUCCAGUGCAGUGAUGUAACAUCAACCAAGAAGUCUUUUCUCAUAUGGAAUCGUCUCAAAGGAACAGUUUUUGGCACAGAUGAUAGAAAACGCACGACAUACGAGCAUACAGAUGCAUUUUCCAUGCAUAUGAAGUGAAUAUACAGGC
Molecule: messenger RNA, 2034 nt
Organism: Clupea harengus (Atlantic herring)
Lineage: Eukaryota; Metazoa; Chordata; Actinopteri; Clupeiformes; Clupeidae
Gene: smim24
Product: small integral membrane protein 24
Source: RefSeq, a predicted model, not a curated record